Molecule: messenger RNA, 1946 nt
Organism: Varanus komodoensis (Komodo dragon)
Lineage: Eukaryota; Metazoa; Chordata; Lepidosauria; Squamata; Varanidae
Gene: WDR76
Product: WD repeat domain 76
Exons: 14
Coding region: 1-1881 (626 amino acids)
Biological process (GO): regulation of DNA damage checkpoint
Cellular component (GO): nucleus
Molecular function (GO): protein binding; DNA binding
Source: RefSeq, a predicted model, not a curated record
AUGGCGGUUAAAACAGGUGGUGUGGAGGCGACAGAUCGCUUCAUUGCCGCCUGUCCAUCGCUUUCCAAAAAGCGAUCCCCUGUGGAUCACAGUACAACAUAUGAGCGAGUCGCCGCGGAACACGCCGCCGCGCGCCCGCCGGGAGGGUCGGUGCGAAGCGCGGCGCUGCUGAAGCAAGUGAGGAUCGUGCUCACGCCCCUGGCCGUCCCCGCGGAGGAGCGCGCCGGGCGCCGGGCGCCGAAGCGCUCGCGGGCGCAGCCGUGCCGCCCCGGAGGGUCCUCGGAGGAGCAGGCGGGGGGCCAGGCGGCCUGCGGCGGGGUUCCCGGCCCGCGGGAGCCGGAGGCCUCUUCCCGCCCGGCGGAGCUCGCCGUCCCCGAGGCGAGUCCCGGCAUGCCCGCUUCCGCAGCUGGUCGGCCCGAGAACGGUGGAGCGAAAGCGAGCGCCUGUUGCUUUGAGAAUGACUCAACGGAGCUAUCAGCUUAUGAGAAAAAGAGACUGAAAAAUAUAACGGAAAACGCUGAAUAUUUUGCUUCUCUGAAGCUUUUUGAGUCAGCUGCAAGACUUCGUGAAAUGACAAUCAAAGGGCAGUCUCAUGAAAUAAAAAGAGUUAAACCUUCAAAGACAGAAGCUGAGACAGCUUGUCGAAGAUCCAUGCGCUUGCAAAGAGUAGACCCCCUGGGCAUUCCCCUGCCAGAGAAACCUGCAGAGCCAGAACUGUCAGUUGAAGAGCAUCAGUGUUUGCCACCUGGGCCAAUUCAGAUGAUCCCUGCACAUCAAGAUCAAAGAACUGAGCCAACUGAAGGCGUUCUGAAUACGUGGGCAAAAAUAAGCCAGGUAGAACCUAAAAACACCAAGAAGAAUAUGUGCAACUUGGAAAGUUACAAAGCUCGACUGUGUGGAAUGGUCCUCAGAGAAGACUGUGUAGCAAAAGUAGUCAAGAGCCGGAUUUACUCUGUGGCCAUCCAUCCAUCCGAAAGCAGAACGUUGGUGGCAGCUGGAGACAAUUGGGGGCAUGUCGGUCUCUGGGAUUUGGACUGCAAGUUGGAAGAUGGAAUUCAUGCCUUCACACUCCACCGCCAGCCUGUUAGCUGCUUGCAAUUUGCUCCCUUUAAUGCUGCUCAGCUUCUCUCCUUGAGCUAUGACGGCACAGUGCGGUGCGGGGACGUAACUAGAGCGGUCUUCGAAGAGGUGUACCGAAAUGAGCAGUACAAUAUCUCCUCGUUUGACUUCUUGGCGAAAGAUGCCUCCACUUUGUUAGUAGGAAUGUGGGAUGGAGGAGUGGCUAUAGUGGACCAAAGAACUCCAGGACAGUCCUCUGAGCUCUUUGCAGAUCUCAACUCAAAAACAAGGACUGUUCAUGUUCAUCCAGUCAGCAGGCAUUAUUUCAUGACUGCUGGAGCAAGGGAUGUUGGUAUUUAUGAUGUUCGGCACUUGAAGAACAGUGGAAGCAGGCCUGUGGUCUCUCUCUCAGGACACACAAAGAGUGUUGCGUCAGCUUAUUUUUCACCCCACAGUGGUAACAGAGUCGUGACAACUUGUGCUGACAAUACAUUGAGGGUUUUUGGAACCAGUUGUUUAUCAUCGUUAGCCCCUAUUCUUACCACGAUCAGGCACAACAACAACACGGGACGGUGGCUGACCAGGUUUCAAACUGUGUGGGACCCAAAGAGGGAUGACUGCUUUGUGGUGGGGAGUAUGUCUCGACCGAGGCAGAUACAGGCCUUUCAUGCUACUGGAGAAUUGGUUCAUACCUUCUCCAGUGAUGACCACCUUGCCUCUGUCUGUUCUAUUAAUGCCUGGCACCCAAGCAGAUCAGGGAAAUGGAUAUUGCAGAUCACGGCUGGGGGAGCCUGCCAUGUUGUGCAAGCUGCUUUACAGUAAGAAUUGAUAAAAGCUUGGAAAACCAUGUGGCCUUCUGUAAUAGUGCAACAAGAAUGUUAAAACCA